UCAAAUUAUCCUGUCUGGUUUCUCUCUAAUGGCGACUGUAAUAGAUUCAUCACCAAACAAUCACUUGAAUCUUGAUUCAAUCCCAACAAUUUAUCUAAGACUCUUAUCUCAAUCUGAUCUCCAUCUAAUCGAUCUUUGAGAAAAUAAUCUUCACAUGAAAUUAGCCCCAGAGGCCUAAUUUGAGAGAUCCGUUUGAUUCUGAAUUGAAGAAGAGAACAAUUGGAUUAGAAAAUGAAGAUGAUUUAUUAUGGUUCGUAAAAGGGUUAUAAGGGGUUUGGGGUUGCAGAAGAAAGACGAGGACAAUUGUUGAUGCUAGUGAUUUUGGGGACUUUUUCUCAAUUGGCUGGAAGCUUUAUGCUUAGCGUAAGGAGGAAAGAUGGCAAAUUUUCAUUGUUCUGUCGCAGAUACUUAAGGGUGAUAAGCAAUAAUUGUGUGAAGACAUGAAGAGAGGACUAGGCAUCGCCAUCACUGACAAGCAGGGUCUCACUGGUUGUAAACGGGGAAUUGAAGCGGUUAGAGGUUCUCCUGAAUAGUCAUACCAACACCUGGUCAGUCACAGUAACAUGCUUGUAGAACACAACCCAGGAACGCAAACAACAAUUGAACCCGAUACAAAUGGUGGUUUUUUGUAUUAUUUUUUUUGCGCUGGGCGUAUCAUUACAAGGAUUCAAGUCUUGGUGUAGACCCGCAUUUGCUGUGUAUGGUAUGCAUCUAAGUGGGGAACGCAGAGGAACUCUACUUUCGGCAAUUGGGCAUGAUGCCAAUGGAAAAAUGUACCCUAUUGCGUUUGCCAUCGUUGAUUUUGAGAACGGUGAUUCCUUUUUAUGGUUCAUGCAAAAGUUAUUCAAUGCGCUUGGUCACGAGUAUUUGGUGAGAAAGGAUCUAGUUGUGUGUUCAGACAGAUCGGCAGGCUUCGAAUCAGCGAUUGCGGAAGUGUUUCCUGAAGCAUGCUAUGUGUACUGCACAUACCAUAUUAAAGAGAAUAUCAUCAGGAGGUACCACAAUUUCGCCGCUGCUAAGGCAUUUAUGAGAGAUGCACAAGCGUACACUAUAGAUGGUUAUCAGAGGGCUAUGUUACAAGUCAAAAAGGAUAAGGCAGUUUUUUCCUAUGUGCAGGAACUUUAUCCAAGGCAUUGGGCUAGGGUGAAAGCCAAGAGAGCCCGUUAUACUCUCAUGACAACAAACAUCUGUGAGAGUUGGAAUAACCUACUUUUGAAGGCUAGAGAUCUCCCUAUAACCCAUUUAGUGGAUUUCAUUCGAACAGAGCUUAUGGGAGGGUUGGAUUGCAGGCUUGCAGCCGUAGUGUUAUCUGGAGAAGUUGGAUUGCAGGUACCCAAUGUUGGCGCGGUGGUCAAUCAUCCAACUGCAACAGCGCCAGCCCCAGCCCCAGCCAAAGCAUAGAUCAGAACUUUCUGGAUGAUUUCCGACUCUCUUGUUUAGAAUGUACAUUUUUAUUUUGAACCAAAACAUUGUCAUGCGCUUUAACCUUCAAGUACCCUUGCAAAGUAAAACUCUUCUGGUUAUGUUGUUAAGCCUUAUAAGGCAAUGAACUUUAUCAAUGUUAACUAUGUUUUAAAAUUCA
Papaver somniferum (opium poppy) is the source of this 1582-nucleotide messenger RNA. RefSeq lists its product as uncharacterized. Bases 616 to 1401 code for a protein of 261 amino acids. The record is from RefSeq and is a predicted model, not a curated record. NCBI's taxonomy places the organism in Eukaryota, Viridiplantae, Streptophyta, Magnoliopsida, Ranunculales, Papaveraceae. The transcript is spliced from 3 exons.